Messenger RNA from Paramecium sonneborni, 810 nucleotides. NCBI's taxonomy places the organism in Eukaryota, Ciliophora, Oligohymenophorea, Peniculida, Parameciidae. The record is from the annotation of a GenBank genome assembly.
AUGAAUAGAUAAAUAUUAUUGAUUGCUCUGAUAUCAAUUUCAUUAUAAGCUUUGAGUGUCACAAACAAAUGUGAGUGCACAGAAUUGGUUUAAUAAGCAGAUUGUACAAGUGAUUGCACAUGGUCAACAACUGAUUCCACUUGUAAUGCUAAAACAAGUGAUUGCACAACAUUAACCUCAUAAUCAAGCUGUGAUUUAGUAAAUGGUUGUGCUUGGACUGAUUCUACUUCAAAAUGUGAUGCUUUCACAGCCUGUUCAAAUUAUAGUGUUACUGUUGCUGAUUAAUGUAAUUAAAAAGACUCAACUUGUGUUUCAGGAACAUCUAAUUCUGAUGGAACCAUUCCAUGUUAAACAGGAUCCAUAACAUGUUCAACUUUUACAAGUUCAACAGAUUGCAACUUUAAAGUACCAAACUCUACAUCUAAAUGUUACUAUACAAAUAAUUAAUGUUCAUCAAUUGAUGUUUCAAAAUGUUCAACAAUAACAGUCUAAGAAAUAUGUGAAUUUUUACCAUGUAAAUGGACUUCUUCUUCUAAUACAUGUGCUGCAUAAACUUGUUCUGAUUUGGCAUCUACUGCGAAUUGUAAAACAGUAAGUUUGGAUGAUUUCUCAGGUGUUAAUAUUUGUACUUGGUCAGGCUAAGCUUGUACUGAUGCUGUUGAUGUUACUGCUUUAUCAUCAACUAAUUGUUAUUCUUCUACAUCUGGAUAUUAUUAUUGGAAUGGAUCUGCUUGUACAGAAUGCUCAGGAUCUAGUAGCUAUUCUUAUGUUUUAGCCUUUAUUGGAUUUAUUAUGAUGGUUAUGUUUUGA